CGGCGAUCUUCUUCUCAAUCGGUCAUUCGAGUGUCCAGCAUUCCUCUGCUUCCAGGAUGACCGACGUCGAGAGCUCUUUUGCGCCCCAGUUGCUCGGCCAAGAGAGCCAGAGCAAACACCGCGAGAGCUAUGCGGCUUCGAAGCCAUACAGACACGCCGUCGUUGAUGGCCUGAUCAACGAGGACCUGCUGAAGAAGGCGCGAGACGAGAUCGUCGAGGAGCUGCGAUUCACCGAGAAGGAGACGGACAUCUACAAGGUCAAUCAGACAGGGGACCUCGCCAACCUCGAUGGACUUCCCGAAUCGGAGAGGCAUAGACUAGAAGGCGUACUGCAGGUCCGCAACGCCAUCUAUUCCAAGCAAUUCCGCCAGUGGCUUAUGGCCGUUACGGGGUGCGGUCCCCUGAGCGAGAAGAAGAAGGACAUGAGCAUCAACGACUACACCAACGGCUGUCAUCUGCUGAACCAUGACGACGUCAUCUCUACUCGUCGACUAUCAUACAUUCUCUAUCUCCCCGACCCUGCCGAGGCGUGGAAGCCAGAGUGGGGCGGUGCUUUGGAGUUGUACCCUGUCGAGGGCAAACACGUUCCCUCGAACACGCCCAGCGUUGUGAUCCCACCCAAGUGGAACCAGUACACUUUCUUUGCCGUUCAGCCGGGGCAUUCCUUCCAUUCGGUCGAGGAAGUGGCACACCCAACAAAGAGCCGAUUGAGCAUCUCUGGCUGGUUCCACCGUCCUCAGCCCGACGAAGAGGGGUACGAUGAGGCCGAUGAGAAGCGCGAAGAGCAGGAGCGAAAGGACCACGCCAGCGCAGAAGGCCUGCUCUCCAAAGAGUUCGACGCUGCAUUCACGCCCUACGCAGACGCACUCGAGGCCCCUCUGCCAGGCUCGGACCUGUCUCUGGAGGACCGCAAGUUCCUGUCCUACUUUCUCAACCCGCUCUACCUCCAGCGUCCAAACCAGGCCGCCCUUUUUGACAGGUUCGGCGACGAUUCGCACAUCUUGCUCGCCGACUUUCUCAACAAGGACUUUGCGUCGGCCGUCGAAAGGGGGCUCAAGGCAGCUGAUGGCCAUGAUCAUCUCCGGUGGUGGGAGCUUGACGGCGGUCGCGAGAGGGCCUCCGUGCCAAAACACUCGACGGGCGUCGAGCGAGGAUGGACGAUUCAGGGACCUCCUCACCGCCAGCGUUUCCUCGCUUUGGGACAGCCCAGUGUACCUGCCGAGGAGAAUCCAGCGCCUCCGUCGUCGGCUGCGUCGGAGCUGGAUGCCGACGCCUUGAUCGACGCGCUGAAGACGAAGCUGCUCCCUUCGCCUGCCUUUCGACACUUCCUCGCCAACAUCUCCCAGCUCGUUCCCAUCGGCGCACGGCCCAUACAAGCCCGACGCUUCCGACCAGGGCUCGACUACACCCUGGCCCGGUCCGAUGAGGAGGCAGUGCUCGAUGUGGUGCUCGACUUGACACCCGAUGUCGGACGCAUGGCUGUCGAGGCUGCCGGCGCUGGCGCACCGCGGGGCCUAGCAGGCAAGGCCAAGAAGGCAAAGAUGAACGGGUCGGCAAAGACGUCCAAGAUUGGGCCGAAGGCGGCCAAAGCGCUCAAGGAGGCAUGGCAGAACGGCGAGACAGGCGGCUGGGAGUGCUACAUGGCGCCCAAUGACGAGUCGGAUGACCCGGCAGUGUACGGAAGCGGCGCAAAGCGCGAGGCAGAAGAGGCAGAAGAAAGUGCCGCAAAGGAGAACGGCAACGCAGAGGCAGGAGAGGGGCAGGACGGCGGCGCAGAGGACGAAGAACCGGUAGAGAUGGAGCUUGAUGAAGAGGAAGAUGAUGACGAAGAAGAAGACGAGUCUGGAGUGCUCCUGAAUCUAACGCCGACAUUCAACACGCUGAGCCUGGUCUUGCGAGAUCAAAAGGUGAUGCGCUUCGUCAAAUACCUCAGCGCCAGCGCAGGCGGAAGCCGCUGGGACAUCAGCGCCGAAUACGAGGUUGGCGCGGCUGUCGUGGAAGAGGAGUGAUUCGUGGUCGGGCUGGCUUGUUGCAAUCAUCUGUAUUUCUUAUCUCCGCUCCUCAUAUUCGAUUCACUUUCAGCUCAUCCGAAGUCACAGCGAUGGCUCUCCGCUACAGCAUCUGUCUCUCAGUCCCUUUGUGCUGUUCGCACCCUGCUUUCACUAUCG
Messenger RNA from Acaromyces ingoldii, 2168 nucleotides. RefSeq lists its product as hypothetical. Bases 57 to 2009 code for a protein of 650 amino acids. The record is from RefSeq and is a predicted model, not a curated record. The transcript is spliced from 3 exons. Gene Ontology annotation, cellular component: cytoplasm. Lineage: Eukaryota; Fungi; Basidiomycota; Exobasidiomycetes; Exobasidiales; Cryptobasidiaceae. Gene Ontology annotation, biological process: regulation of translational termination; peptidyl-proline hydroxylation. Gene Ontology annotation, molecular function: peptidyl-proline dioxygenase activity; L-ascorbic acid binding; iron ion binding.